AUGGAUCUCACCAAGCUCGUCUCGUCAAUCCGUGAGGCAACGGAGAUCCUUUCCAGCCAGCCGAUUGAUCCCCAGCAACGAGCGGAGUUGUCACAGGCUUGCGAAAGGCUUUCUGGAGUAAUCGAGCAGCCGAGGUCAAGAUUAGAGAAAGCCACUCAUACCAUGACCCCAGUGGUAGCCACCCGCAUUGCGAUUGAUAUGGACAUCUUCAAUUAUGUUCACAAUUCCCCAAAAGACGAAUUUGAGGGUUGCGAGAUUGCAUCCCACGUUGAUGGAGAUCCAUUGCUUGUUUCUCGCAUAUUGCGGUCUUUGACAGCUUCUGGAAUCUUCAAUGUGACCUCAGAAGGGAUGUAUAAACCGGAUUCUGUGGUAAAAGAUCUUGCAAAGGGCGGUUAUCUAGAAAGUCGGAUCAUGAUGAACUUUGAUAUUCACUUUCAAAUUUACGGCAAACUUCCCCAAUACUUGAGAGAGACAAAAUAUGUAUCGCCCUCAAACGCCUACGCAGGACCUUUUCAGCACGUCUUUAACACAGAGGAACAUUAUUUCGAUUGGAUGAAGUCGCAUCCGGCCCAGCUCGAUGCUUUUAACCGCACAAUGCAAGCCGGUGCUAUGCGUGACAAUGCCGCGCGAUGGACGCAAAUAUUUCCUGUCACGCAAAGAUUCCAGAAAUUCCAGAGCGAAGCCUCUGCUGAUGAACGGAUCCAAUUUGUGGACGUGGGAGGAGGAAUCGGCCACGAAAUCAAAGUCUUGCUCGACGCGCUUCCCUCUCUCCGGGGCCAUUUUGUCCUUCAAGAUGUACCUGGCGUUGUCCAAAGUAUGCUCCCAGAGCUGGAGAGAGCCACCACCACACAGUCAGUGCAGGCUAUGCCGCAUAACUUCUUCGAGCCCCAGCCGGUACCAGGUGCCCAUGUUUAUUUCAUGGGCCGUGUUCUGCACGAUUGGCCGGAUUCUCAGACACAAAUCAUCUUGCAGCACAUCCGAGACGCGAUGAACAAAGACUCAGUGCUACUCAUUCACGAGCGCGUCUUACCAGACGGAGCUGCAAAGGUUCAUCCGUCGGAUGCAAUCAUGGAUCUGAAUAUGAUGAUCCUGUGCUCAUCGCUUGAACGAACGGAGAUGCAAUUUCGGGCCUUGCUCGAUUCCGUGGGACUGGAAUUGGUGAAGGUGUGGCGGUCAGCUACUGCUGGCCUUCAUCAACAAGCGGUGCUCGAAGUAAUCCGGGCAAAUUGA
Penicillium nucicola is the source of this 1230-nucleotide messenger RNA. RefSeq lists its product as uncharacterized. Gene Ontology annotation, molecular function: O-methyltransferase activity. The record is from RefSeq and is a predicted model, not a curated record. The coding region runs from base 1 to 1230 and encodes 409 amino acids. Lineage: Eukaryota; Fungi; Ascomycota; Eurotiomycetes; Eurotiales; Aspergillaceae. The transcript is spliced from 4 exons.